Messenger RNA from Klebsormidium nitens, 5617 nucleotides. The record is from the annotation of a GenBank genome assembly. Lineage: Eukaryota; Viridiplantae; Streptophyta; Klebsormidiophyceae; Klebsormidiales; Klebsormidiaceae.
GGAAGCUUUUCUCGUGCUGGUCACGAACGGAAGGCGCUUUGUCAACAGCGGGUUGCUUGCACAGCAGGCGCAUCCUAGCAGUAGGAUUUUGGUUGGCGCACACCGUUCCUGAAUUCAGGGUGGAUAAGAACCAGGAGAACAGCGGAACUUUAGGUUCUUGUGCUUCUUAGGUAGCUUGGCUUACACCCGCUCAAAGGGUUUGGGUGAUGAGGCAGGCCCUGCUCUGAUCAGAAACACAUUGGUAGAUCUAGUUUCUUGACUUGGCAGGUCAAGAAAGAUGGCUGCUGCAAAUGCGCCGAUCCUGACAAAAGAGGCCCUGUCUUUGACGGGCCUCGGUGUCAACCAACAAUUUAUCACAUUUACGCACGUGACCAUGGAGUCGGAGAAGUAUAUCUGUGUCAGGGAGACAGCCCCCAGCAACAGCGUGGUGAUCAUUGACAUGAGCAUGCCCAGCCAGCCGCUGCGCAGGCCUAUCACCGCUGAUUCUGCGCUGAUGAAUCCUGCUAGCAGAGUCCUGGCGCUCAAAGCUCAAAUCCAGGGAACGACUCAGGAUCACCUGCAGAUCUUCAACAUUGAGGCAAAGCAGAAGAUCAAGUCAUACCAGAUGCCUGAGCAGGUCCUCUUCUGGAAGUGGAUUACUCCCAAGACUCUUGGACUGGUCACAAGCACCUCAGUGUACCAUUGGUCAAUUGAUGGCACCUCUGAGCCCGUCAAGCAGUUUGAGAGGACUGCGAAUCUGAAUGGCAAUCAGAUCAUCAACUACCGGUGUGACCCAUCUGAGAAGUGGCUGGUGUUGAUUGGGAUUGCUCCGGGCGCCCCAGAGCGUCCUCAACUGGUGAAAGGAAACAUGCAACUGUACUCCGUGGAGCAGCAGCGCAGCCAGGCUCUUGAGGCUCACGCAGCUUCGUUUGCAACUUUCCGGGUUCCUGGAAACGACGUGGACUCCACCCUUAUCUCGUUUGCUACAAAGACAAUUGCGGCUGGAACCGUCACCUCCAAGCUGCAUAUCAUUGAGCUUGGAGCACAGCCAGGCAAGAUUCCUUUCACCAAGAAGCAGGCCGACCUUUUCUUCCCCCCCGACUUUGCGGAUGAUUUCCCAGUCGCGAUGCAGAUCUCUGCGAAGUACAGCCUGAUCUAUGUGAUCACCAAGCUGGGGCUGCUCUUUGUGUACGAUCUGGACACCGGCACAGCAGUCUACAGGAACAGGAUCAGCCCGGACCCCAUCUUCCUGACUGCGGAUGCCGGCGCGAUCGGUGGAUUCUAUGCCGUGAACCGGAGGGGGCAGGUCCUGCUGGCCACCGUCAAUGAGCAAACGCUGGUGCCUUUCGUCAGUGGACAGCUGAACAAUCUUGAGCUGGCUGUGAACUUGGCCAAGCGUGGCAACCUACCUGGAGCGGAGAACCUGGUGAUCCAGCGCUUCCAGGAGUUGUUCCAGCAGCUCAAGUACAAGGAGGCUGCAGAGCUGGCUGCCGAGUCCCCGCAGGGGAUUCUGCGCACCCCCGACACUGUGGCCAAGUUCCAGAGUGUGCCGGUGCAGCCCGGCCAGACGUCGCCGCUGCUGCAGUACUUCGGCACGCUGCUGACCAAGGGCAAGCUGAACGUGUUCGAGUCCCUGGAGCUGUCGCGCCUGGUGGUCAACCAGAACAAGAAGAACCUCCUUGAGAACUGGCUGGCCGAGGACAAGCUCGAGUGCAGCGAGGAGCUCGGGGACCUCGUCAAGACGGUGGAUGGGGACCUGGCCCUCAAGGUAUACAUCAAGGCCAAGGCGACGCCCAAGGUCGUGGCCAUCUUCGCGGAGCGCAACGAGUUCGACAAGAUCAUCGCCUACUCCCAGCAAGUCGGCUACACGCCCGACUACCUCUACCUGCUGCAGACGCUACUGCGCACCAACCCCGCGGGCGCGGGCAACCUCGCGCUCAUGAUGGCCAAGAUGGAGGGCGGCUGCCCCGUCGACUUCAACACGAUCACCGACCUGUUCCUCCAGCGCAACAUGAUCCGCGAGGCGACGUCGUUCCUGCUCGAGGUGCUCAAGCCGAACCUCCCGGAGCAGGGCCAGCUGCAGACCAAGGUGCUGGAGAUCAACCUGGUGACGUUCCCCAAUGUCGCGGACGCGAUUUUGGCGAACGGCAUGUUCAGCCACUACGACCGCCCGCGCGUCGCGCAGUUGUGCGAGAAGGCGGGGCUGUACACGCGCGCGCUGCAGCACUACACGGACCUGCCCGACAUCAAGCGCGUGAUCAUCAACACGCACGCGAUCGAGCCGCAGAGCCUGGUCGAGUUCUUCGGCACGCUGUCCCGCGAGUGGGCGCUUGACUGCAUGAAGGAGCUGCUGCUGGUGAACAUGCGCCAGAACCUGCAGAUCGUGGUCCAGGUCGCCAAGGAGUACACCGAGCAGCUCGGCCUCGACUCGUGCAUGGGCCUCUUUGAGGAGUUCAAGUCCUACGAGGGCCUCUACUUCUACCUCGGCUCCUACCUCUCCACAUCAGAGGACCCGGACGUGCACUUUAAGUACAUUGAGGCCGCCUCGCGCACGGGCCAGAUCAAGGAAGUGGAGCGCGUGACGCGCGAGUCCAACUUCUAUGAUGCGGAGAAGACCAAGAACUUCCUCAUGGAGGCUAAGCUGCCGGACGCGCGCCCGCUGAUCAACGUGUGCGACCGCUUCAACUUCGUGCCGGACCUCACGCACUACCUCUUCACCAACAACCUGCUGCGCUACAUCGAGGGCUACGUCCAGAAGGUCAACCCCGCAAAUGCCCCUCUGGUCGUCGGCCAGCUGUUGGACGACGAGUGCCCCGAGGACUUCAUCAAGAACCUCAUUCUGUCCGUCCGCAGCCUGUUGCCAGUCGAGCCUCUGGUAGCAGAGUGCGAGAAGAGGAACCGGCUGAAGCUGCUGAGCCAGUUCCUGGAGCACCUGGUGAGCGAGGGCAGCCAGGACGUGCAUGUGCACAACGCGCUGGGCAAGAUCAUCAUCGACAGCAACAACAACCCCGAGCACUUCCUCACCACCAACCCCUACUACGACUCCCUCGUCGUCGGCAAGUACUGCGAGAAGCGCGACCCCACGCUGGCCGUUGUCGCUUACAAGCGCGGCAAGUGCGACCUCGAGCUGGUCGCCGUCACCAACAAGAACUCGUUGUUCAAGCUCCAGGCCAGGUACGUGGUGGAGCGCAUGGAGCCGGAGCUGUGGGAGAAGGUGCUGACGCCCGAGAACCAGUUCCGGCGGCAGCUCAUCGACCAGGUGGUGUCGACCGCGCUCCCCGAGAGCAAGAACCCGGAGCAGGUGUCGGUGACGGUGAAGGCGUUCAUGACGGCGGACCUGCCGCACGAGCUGAUCGAGCUGCUGGAGAAGAUCGUGCUCCAGAACAGCGCCUUCAGCGGCAACCCCAACCUGCAGAACCUGCUCAUCCUCACCGCCAUCAAGGCCGACAAGUCGCGCGUCAUGGACUACAUCAACCGCCUUGACAACUUCGACGGUCCCGCCGUGGGAGAGAUCGCCGUUGGGUCGGAGCUGUACGAGGAGGCCUUCACCAUCUACAAGAAGUUCAACCUCAACGUCAAGGCUGUGGACGUCCUGCUGGACAACAUCGGCAGCAUCGACCGCGCCCUCGAGUUUGCGAGCCGUGUUGAGGAGGACGACGUGUGGAGCCAGGUGGCCAAGGCGCAGCUGAAGCAGGGGCUCGUCAGCGACGCCAUCGAGUCGUUCAUCAAGGCCAACGACGCCACGCAGUUCCUGGACGUCAUCAAGGCCGCCGAGAAGGCCAACGAGUUCGAGGAGCUGGUGAAGUACCUGCUGAUGGUGCGCAAGAAGGUGAAGGAGCCCAAGGUGGACAGCGAGCUCAUCUACGCCUACGCCAAGACGGGCCGGCUGGGCGAGAUCGAGGAGUUCAUCGCAACGCCCAACGCGGCCAACCUGCAGAACGUGGGCGACAAGUGCUUCGACGAGGCGCUCUACGAGGCCGCCAAGAUCCUGUUCACGCACAUCUCCAACUGGCAGCGCCUCGCGUCCACACUCAUCAAGCUCAAGCAGUUCCAGCAAGCUGUGGAGGCCGCCCGGAAGGCCAACAGCGCCCGGACAUGGAAGGAGGUCUGCUUUGCGUGCGUGGAUGCGGAAGAGUUCCGGUUGGCCCAGCUGGCCGGCCUCAACAUCAUCGUCCAGGUGGACGACCUGGAGGAAGUGAGCGACUACUACCAGAACCGCGGCCACUUCGACCAGCUGAUCGCGCUGAUGGAGAGCGGGCUGGGCCUGGAGCGCGCGCACAUGGGCAUCUUCACCGAGCUGGGCGUGCUCUAUGCGCGCUACCGCCCCGAGAAGCUGAUGGAGCACCUCAAGCUCUUCUCGACGCGGCUCAACAUCCCGAAGCUCAUCCGCGUGUGCGACGAGCAGCAGCACUGGAAGGAGCUCACGUUCCUCUACAUCACGUACGACGAGUACGACAACGCGGCGGGCGUCAUCAUGGCGCACAGCCCCGACGCGUGGGAGCACAUGCAGUUCAAGGACGUGAUCGUGAAGGUGGCGAAUCUGGAGGUGUACUACAAGGCGGUGCACUUCUACCUGCAAGAGCACCCCGACCUCAUCAACGACCUUCUGCACGUCCUCGCGCCGCGCGUCGACCACUCGCGCACCGUCGACAUCUUCCGCAAGGCUGGCCACCUGCCGCUGGUGAAGCCGUACCUGGUGGAGGUCCAGAGCGCGAACGUGUCUGCUGUGAACGAGGCGCUCAACGAGCUGCUGGUGGAGGAGGAGGACUACGACCGCCUUCGCACCUCCAUCGACAUGUACGACAACUUCGACCAAGUCGGCCUCGCGCAAAAGCUGGAGAAGCACGAGCUGCUGGAGAUGCGGCGCAUUUCGAGCUACAUCUACAAGAAGGCGCAGCGGUGGCGCCAGUCGGUGGCGCUGUCCAAGAAGGACAAGCUGUACAAGGACGCCAUGGAGACUGUCAGCCAGUCCGGGGACAGGCAGCUCGCGGAGGAGCUCCUCGUCUUCUUUGUGGAGGAGGACAAGAAGGAGUGCUUUGCCGCGUGCUUGUACCAGUGCUACGACCUCAUCCGGGCGGAUGUGGUCCUGGAGCACGCCUGGUUCAACGACAUGAUGGACUGCGCAGUCCCCUACCUCAUACAGUUUGUGCGCGAAUACUCGAGCAAGGUGGACGAGCUUGUAAAGGACAAGGCGGAGGCUAACCUGGAGAAGCAGGCCAAGAACCACGAGGAGAAACAGGCUGUGGCGCAGGCGAACCUCUAUCAACAGCUGAUGCCUUUGGCGCUGCCCGCCCCUCCUUCUGCUGGCCCGGGUUUCGCUGGACCUGACGGUGGUUACGGGGGGAUGCCCGCGUAUGGUAUGCCGCCUCAAUUCUAGUUUUGCCGUAGUAGCAUCGAAUGUUCGUUAGGAUUCGCAUCGAUACGAAAAGGAGUAGUAAAGCGGAGGUGAUCAGCUGGAUGGGGGGUCCGUUCUGGCAGUUGGUGAUGAUGUUGUGAUACGCUUCAAAGAUCUUUCAAUCCGGAUCCAAACUUCUGUCGGACCAGCAUAACGUGAUCGAUUGUGUUUUGCGAGUUGUUGCGGCCUUUUUCUUAGCACACCAUGAAGCGAGACACAUUCAUUUGUCCCUCAUUGGCCUGC